This is a messenger RNA of Cheilinus undulatus (humphead wrasse), 1523 nucleotides long. It is a transcript of the gene hoxb13a, whose product is annotated as homeobox B13a. Gene Ontology annotation, biological process: regulation of transcription by RNA polymerase II. The record is from RefSeq and is a predicted model, not a curated record. Lineage: Eukaryota; Metazoa; Chordata; Actinopteri; Labriformes; Labridae. The transcript has 2 exons. Bases 257 to 1177 code for a protein of 306 amino acids. Gene Ontology annotation, molecular function: RNA polymerase II cis-regulatory region sequence-specific DNA binding; DNA-binding transcription factor activity, RNA polymerase II-specific.
GAAAUGUAACAGGAGGUCCGGCAAGGUUACCGGGAGUCUUUGCCUCGAGCGAGCACCGUCACUUACGGUGCAGCAGGGCGCGUGCUAUGACAGAGCGCGUGACAGUACAGGAGAAUCACCUGAGCGCAGAGAAGGAUCGAUGCGUAAAGCUGAAUAAACUCGUGCAGCAGAUGUAGCAGCGCAGCGCGCGGCAGCAGCGACACAGUCUGAGAAGAAGCGGAGAGUGACGGAGGCUAGCCCGGGAGCAGGAGCGCAUAUGACCGCCUCCCUGGUGUUAAACCCUCGCUGGCCCGCGGACACGGUGAUGUUUGUGUAUGACAACAACCUGGACGAGCUAAACAAGAACAUGGAGGGGCUGGUGGGCAGCGGGAACCUGUCCACUCAGUGCCGCAACAUCAUGGCUCACUCCGCGGCUCUGAGCGGCCACCCAUCCGGCCUCGUGCACUCCUCGGCGGGAUAUUCCACCGUGGAUGUGUCCGCCUCGGGCUCCACUGAGUCGGCAGCCACCUCGGGGAAGCAGUGCGCGGCCGGUCCGUGCCAGAGCUCCUCUGCCGCCCCGGCGUUACCGUACAGCUACUUCGGUAACGGAUACUACCCGUGCAGGAUGGGGCGGGGCUCCCUGAAGUCUUGCACGCAGGGACCCGCGCUCAGCUCGCAGUACAUGGACACCACAGUGAGUUCUGAAGACUUCUCCAACCACCGGGCCAAAGAGUUCGCCUUCUAUCACGGAUACCCCAGCCCCUACCAGUCCAUGGCGAGCUACCUGGACGUUUCGGUGGUCCAGACUCUGGGCACCGAGCCGCGCCAUGACACCCUGCUUCCCAUGGACAGCUACCAGCCGUGGGCUUUGACCAACGGCUGGGGGGGUCAGAUGUACUGCUCCAAGGACCAGGGACAGGCUGGACAUCUGUGGAAGUCAGCGCUGGCAGAUGUGGUGGCUCAUCAGCACGACGGCUCGCCUUUCCGCCGCGGCAGGAAGAAGCGGAUCCCGUACACCAAGGUGCAGCUGAAGGAGCUGGAGAAAGAAUACGCGGCCAACAAAUUCAUCACCAAGGACAAGAGGAGGAAGAUCUCCACCGCCACCAACCUGUCGGAGCGGCAGAUCACCAUCUGGUUCCAGAACCGGAGGGUGAAGGAGAAGAAGUUCGUGGCCAAAGUGAAGAGCAGCGCGCCGUAGCGUGCGGGCUCGUGCGCUCUGCACGGUUCAGAUGAAGGACCUGGAUGUUUCCUGUGUGUUAGACAUGAAGAACGAACUGAGAGAAAUCCUAAUAAAGAAACUCGGUGGUACUCCUCGUGGACUGGGGCUGUGCGUAAAAGCGCGUCAAGACAAAAAAAGCCCUGUUCUGUACAUACAGCACCUUCCUGCCUGCUCUGAUGUAUCUGUGUGUCUCCUGUCCCUGUUUUAUUGUCUGUCUGUCCGUGUUGUUCGUGUAAACCCUCUCUGUGCUGUUCAUACUGUUUAUAACGCCUGUAAGCCCGUAAUCAAAGUAUAGUGCAUCACUUAAUAAACACCUUUAAUCCCA